AUGGGCAAUCUUUGUGGAAAAGAAGCAAAACCAGCAAACGAUACAACCAACAAGGUUCAACAAGCAACACCAGACAACAACAAUACAAAGGUUGAAGUUAAAAAUGAUGAAAAGAUUGCUCCCGAAGACAUUACACAAGGAAAUGUAGAAGAGUUUUAUUUCGUAAGCAAGGAAUUGGGUAGAGGUGCAUUCUCUGUCGUUCGUGAAGGUACCAAGAAGACAAACAAUGAAAAGGUUGCUUUGAAAUACAUUGAAAAGAAGUUUGUAAAGAAAAAACACAUUGAACAACUCCGUAGAGAAAUCGAUAUCAUGAAGAAGGUUAACCAUCCAAAUGUUUUGGCUCUCAAGGAAAUCUUUGAAAGUGAUACUCAUCUUACUCUUGUAAUGGAAUUGGUAACUGGAGGUGAAUUAUUCUACAAGAUUGUAGAAAGAGGUUCAUUUACUGAAAAGGAUGCUCGUAAUGUUGUUAGACAAGUUUGUGCUGGUGUUGAAUAUCUUCAUUCUCAAGGUAUUGCUCAUAGAGAUUUAAAGCCAGAGAAUUUAUUAUGUUCAGGAGAUGGAGAUGAAAUGACAAUCAAGAUUGCAGAUUUUGGUCUUAGUAAGAUAUUUGGAGGAGGAGAAGCCUUGGAAACAAGUUGUGGUACCCCAGAUUACGUUGCACCAGAAGUAUUGACUGGUGGCAGUUAUGAUAACGCCGUAGACAUGUGGUCGAUCGGUGUCAUUACAUAUAUUCUUUUGUGUGGUUUCCCACCCUUCUAUGCAUCCAGUCAAAACCUAUUGUUUGAAAAGAUCCUCACCGCCGACUAUGACUUCCCCGAGCCAGAAUGGACUCACGUCUCGGAAUCGGCCAAACAAUUUAUCAGAAACCUUAUCGUCAAGGACCCAGAGCAAAGAUACACUGCCAAACGUUGUCUCGAGGAUGCUUGGAUCACUGGUACUGAAGUCAACCAAUCUGAUCUCCACAGUCACUUUGCUGAAAAGAUGAAGAAAUAUAACGACCAAAGAAGAAACGCCCAAACCUCAAAUUAA
Cavenderia fasciculata is the source of this 1029-nucleotide messenger RNA. Its product is annotated as putative protein serine/threonine kinase. Gene Ontology annotation, biological process: protein phosphorylation. The record is from RefSeq and is a predicted model, not a curated record. Lineage: Eukaryota; Evosea; Eumycetozoa; Acytosteliales; Cavenderiaceae. The coding region runs from base 1 to 1029 and encodes 342 amino acids. Gene Ontology annotation, molecular function: ATP binding; protein kinase activity. The transcript has 4 exons.